This is a messenger RNA of Cucurbitaria berberidis CBS 394.84, 1185 nucleotides long. Its product is annotated as beta-lactamase/transpeptidase-like protein. The record is from RefSeq and is a predicted model, not a curated record. The annotation marks the transcript as partial. The transcript is spliced from 3 exons. NCBI's taxonomy places the organism in Eukaryota, Fungi, Ascomycota, Dothideomycetes, Pleosporales, Cucurbitariaceae.
AUGGCCGACUUCGAGAAAAUCAUCGAGCAAGCUAUCGCCGCUCAAGAGAUUCCAGGCUGCGCCCUCGUAGCCACAAACCGCGAUGGCUCAUUCAAGUACGCCAAAGCCUUUGGCUCCACCUCCUUGAAAGAAGAGAACGCCAAACCUCUUGGUCUCGACACGAUCAUGUGGAUCGCUUCUUGCACGAAACUCAUGACCUCGCUGUGCGCCAUGCAGCUCGUUGAACGAGGGCUAGUAACCCUAGACGAGCCGGUGUACAAGCACAUCCCAGAGCUAGAGAAGUUCACGGUGCUGAAGGGAUUUGAGGAAGACGGCAAGCCGAUCGAGGAGAAACAUACCAAGCCCAUCACGUUACGACUGCUGCUGACGCAUGCGAGUGGACUGGCGUACGACGGUAUGCUCCCGCAAUCGCUGGCGUGGUUGAAGUAUCACAACCGCGGAUUUAAUAAGAGUGGGAAGUUAUUGGACAGAUUCAACUCGCCACUUAUGUUCGAGCCGGGAGAGAGUUGGAUGUACGGCCCUGGUAUCGACUAUGCGGGCCUGCUGAUUGAGCGAGUGACGGGAAAGAGGCUGGACGCCUAUAUGGAAGAGAACCUGUGGGGACCUCUAGACGUUAAGGAUAUCACCUUCUUCCUAUCAUCCCGUCCUGAGUUGAAGGCGCGCAUGGCGGAUAUGAGCGCGAGAGAUGAGAGUGGUAAGGUGAAGUAUACGGAGGAGAGGCAUCUCUAUCAGGAUGAAACAGGGAAUGAAGUAACAGAUUGCAUGGGUGGGCAGGGCUCAUUCACGUCUGCAGAGGAGUAUAUCAAAGUCGUCCACGCCCUGCUUACAUGCGACGAAGACGAGAAGCUUCUGAAAAAGGCGUCUCUGGAGGAAUUUUUCAAACCACAGCUGGGAGAAGGUAGUUCUGCUGCUCUCAACGCUUUCCUGCAGAACGACAUGAUGAACAAUGGCAUGGGUGGCACGUCCAAGGAAGUAAAGAAAGACUGGGGUCUCGGCGGCAUACUAAUCCUGCAGGAUGCGCCGGAUGGGAAGAAAGCUGGCACAAUGAUAUGGGGUGGACUGCCAAAUCUGAUAUGGUGGGUUGAUCGCAAGGCUGGCUUGUGUGGCUUGUAUGCGGGACAAGUAGUCCCACCAGGUGACACCAAGUGUGCGGCGCUGCACAGAACGUUUGAGGAGGAAAUGUAU